AUACAAUAUUUUAAACCGACACCAACAGUUUAACAUUGUUCUAAAAUUUUGCGUGGCGGUGGCUACUAGCAUAUUCCAGUGUGGGAUAAUGCUGUCGUGAAUCACCUUGCCUUUAUUGCGUGCCCAGUUGGAUUAUCAAGCUUCUUAACUCAAACAUGGGAUUGAAGUCAGAGAACACUACCAAGCACCGUAAAUCAUUUCAAUCUGAUGCUCUUUUAAGACUAAAGUUUGGAAUUUUCACUUCUUAUCAAGCUUGCGACUUUUGAUAUUGAUGGAGCUGAGUUCAUUCUCUUCCACUUCUGCGUGCAUUUCUGAGAUUGUAAAUGCGGGAAGAACAAGAAUCUAUUCAUCUUUGCUCUCUAAUUUCAGCAGCGUUAGAUUCUCCAGACAGCUCAACUGUUUCGGAGGGUUAUUUCUAAGGAACUAUGAAGCCUUGAAUAACAUUUACAUGACUCAUAGAGAUGUCAUCAGUUUAGUUGGUCGAGAUAAUCUUGCUGCAGAAACGAGUUUCCAUCAUAUGAAUGGCAUAAAUGGCUCAACUUCUAGCUUGGUUUACAGAAACCUGAAAGUACUUGAUGCGUUUGAUGAUGUGUAUGAAGGGAUUGUAGUUGAUUCAGAUGGGUUACCAGACGACCCCACUAACUUCGCAGCUAUUCUGCGUUUUUCUCUUUCUCAUUGGAAAAAGAUGGGAAAGAAGGGGAUUUGGCUUAAAUUGCCUAUAGAGAAGUCUGAACUUGUUCCAAUAGCUAUUAAGGAAGGCUUUGGAUACCACCAUGCGGAACCAGGAUAUGUGAUGUUAACAUACUGGAUUCCUGAAGGACCUUGCAUGCUUCCAUUCAAUGCAUCACAUCAUGUAGGAGUUGGGGGAUUUGUCAUAAAUCACAGAAAUGAGGUGCUUGUAGUCCAAGAGAAGUACUGUGCUCCUGCAAAUCGUGGUCUUUGGAAGAUACCAACUGGUUUUGUUCUACAGUCAGAGGAGAUAUAUGCAGGAGCCGUAAGAGAAGUGAAGGAAGAAACUGGGAUUUGUACCGAGUUCAUUGAAGUCAUAGCAUUCAGACACGCACACAAGGUGGCGUUUGAGAAGUCAGAUUUGUUCUUCAUCUGCAUGUUAAGACCCCUGUCAGUUGAGAUCAUUGUUGAUGAUCCUGAAAUUGAAGCUGCGAAAUGGAUGCCUCUAGUUGAGUUUGUAGAGCAACCACUUCUCCAAGAAGAUUCAAUGUUCAAAAAGAUCAUAAAUAUCUGCAUUGCUUGUGUGGAGAAGCGUUACGGUGGAUUAUGUGCACAUAACAUGGUUUCCAAACUUGAUGGCAAGUCAUCUUCCCUGUACCAUAAUGUCAUCAACAUAGAAGAUAUCAACUGUAUCAGCAAUUAAAGCACUCAAAUCUAAAAUGCAUGUCACUAUACUACUUUAAUUCUUCUCAAAUUUGAGCAACAAGUUGAUACCUGAGAGAGAUAACCAUACACAAUAGAUACUGAUACGCAAUUUGUUGAGUAAUGAAACUGAGAUCUUUAACAGCAACGUUGGAAUGUAGCAUGCGUAACUCUCACACUUGUUCACCUGUUCCUGGUUUACUGAUCACGCCUUUGCAGUGGAAAUUUGAUUGUGUAGGUACCAACUUCAGCCAAGCAAAAUGAUUGUUCAUCCAUUGUGUAACAUUCCCUUCUCCCAAAAAACAACAAAUUCUCUGAAGAAAUGAUAUUUCCACAAGAUACCGUAGCAUUAGUGUCAGUAGCAUAAGUGUAGUGUGUGCAUUUUACCAUCAAGUACUCUUGAAGUUCAUCGAAUAGAGAUAAGGCCAAAUUAUUAUAUGAGUGUAAAUUUUACUUCACACUUCUUAAAAUGGUAUUAGAACCAUGAUUUAGAGUCUAUUCUAGAUCAAAGUUUGUUAUUUAUUGAGUUUAUUGUUUCCUGA
Vigna unguiculata (cowpea) is the source of this 1913-nucleotide messenger RNA. RefSeq names its product nudix hydrolase 8-like. NCBI's taxonomy places the organism in Eukaryota, Viridiplantae, Streptophyta, Magnoliopsida, Fabales, Fabaceae. Gene Ontology annotation, molecular function: ADP-ribose diphosphatase activity; NAD binding; NADH pyrophosphatase activity. The record is from RefSeq and is a predicted model, not a curated record.